Malus domestica (apple) is the source of this 905-nucleotide messenger RNA. RefSeq lists its product as uncharacterized. Lineage: Eukaryota; Viridiplantae; Streptophyta; Magnoliopsida; Rosales; Rosaceae. The record is from RefSeq and is a predicted model, not a curated record.
CUCCUUCUUUCCCUCUCUCUGCACAAAGACCACGACAAAAAACAGACAGAGUCCGAUGACGACGACGACGAUCAAAGGGCUUGUUCACUUCGCGUUCGCAGUCUACUUGGUUUCUCUACCGUCGGGUAUCCAACUGCCUGUGGAUGGGCGGGUUCUCUUGCUGAAGAAACCCGACCCGGAAAAUGCUUCCGCCACUGCUCGCUGGUUGGUCGCUCAGAAUUCCUGGGGCGUCUUGAAUACUAUCUCAAGUGAAUUGGAAGGAGCACCCUUCGGGAAUGUGGUUUCAUUUAGCGAUGGAGAACCUGGAAAAGGCAGUGGUAUCCCUUACUUCUACUUGACAACUCUUGAUCCGACUGCAAGAAAUGCACUGAAAGAUCCAAGAGCUUCGUUGACAAUUAGCGAGCAUCCUGUUGGAACCUGUGGCAAGACGGACCCAGAGAAUCCCACUUGUGCAAAGCUUACACUUAACGGGAAGCUGAAGCUUGCGGAUUCCAAAGAAACAGAAUUUGCUAUAAGUGCCUUGUUCACAAAGCAUCCGGAGAUGAAGGACUGGCCCAAGGGUCACAACUUCCAGUUCUUCAAAUUAGACAUCGAGCAUAUCUUUCUGAUCGAUUGGUUUGGCGGUCCAAAACCUCUCACGGUCGAUCAGUACCUUCAUCCCAAAACGACAGAGAACGUCUGGAUUCGAGGAUUACUCGUGAUCUAAAUGUAAUUCCUCCUGUAUGUUUAUGAGCUGGAUGGAUCUGCAUUCGAAUUGUGCAUAAUAACUCUGUUGUAAAUCACAGGAGACAAUUGUAAUUAUAUAUAAUCAUCCAUGUAAGUUCUGUAAAUCGUUCACGCAAAUGCGCAUUCCUAAAUAAUGCAGGGGUAUUUUCGUUAUAUAAAUAGUGUUUUUUAAUCAUUAA